CUAAUACCUUCAUCGUUUACUAAUGAUAAGGUUCUGUUGGUCGCAAAGUUUCAGUGAUCACUUCAAAAUUGCUGCCUCCAGUGUUACACGGUCGUUCGUCAAGAUUAGAUGCUACUUGAAAUCAUAAGCGCUAUGACACCAGAUAGAGAACAAGUUAAUCAAUGGGAGAAAGCAUACUCUCCGAGUGAAUGGAGUACGCGAUUUCCCACAGCAGUUGAUGUAAUUAAUUACCACGUCAAAUUUGUAACCGAUGUGAGCGAUAAAAAUCGAAAGGAGCUCAAGUGCGAAUUAGACGUAGAAUAUGGCAACGAUGACAGUGAGAAAUUUGAUAUAUACGGAGGCGAUCUACCGGAAGAUGCCCCUUUAUUCGUCUACGUGCACGGGGGCUACUGGCAAAUGUUGUCCAAAAAAGAAUCCGCGUAUUGUGCUAAGCCCCUGGUUCAGAAAGGCUAUAGAGUGAUUGUUCUAGAUUACGCCCUAUGCCCAAAAGUAACUCUAGAAGACUUGGUUAAACAAGUGCAACGUGCUGGUGAAUACAUUCUUAACUAUGCUGUGGAAAACCAUGUCAAACAUGUUUCAUUCGCCGGGCAUUCUGCUGGUGCACACCUAUUAGCUGCCAUGCUUGAUCGGAACUUCGUUGCCACCGUGGGAGACGAAAUCCACCUCAUCAAGCAUGUCUAUCUCAUAUCUGGCGUGUUUCGAUUGGACGAGCUGCGUUUCACCAAGGCGGUGAACGAGAACAAUCUACUGUCUUUGAAUGACAAAAACGUUGCGAAUCUGUCGCCUCUGAAUGGCGAUUAUCGGCACUUGUUGAGCUGCGGUAUGAAGUUUCACGUGUAUGUGGCGGAAAAUGAUAGCGCGGUAUUUAAACAAAUGUCCGUCGAUAUGCACGAGCGUUUGAAGAAUGCAGGAAUUGCAACCUCAUUGCAUAUUUUAUCAGAUCUGGACCACUUUGAUAUUGUAGAGAAGCUCUCUGAAAGUAGUUAUACGAUUACUGAAGAAAUAAUUAAUAAUUUAAAAUCAUGAAAAUCAAAACUGAUUGAAAUAUCGGAGUAUUUCUGGGAAAUGAUCUUGUUAAGAUUUAACAAAUAAAUCCAUGAAGAUUUUACUUUAAAAAAAACCCUAGGAAUUUCUUAAACGAAACAAUUCUCUUAAAAAAACUUAAGCUGGGGCUGCAAUGAAAUAAGCUGUGCGGUAAAACAUACUACACGUAUUGGGUUAAGCACCUAUUCACGGUAUCUGUAAAAGUCUGCGUUAGUUAUUUUAUAAACAUCCGUACACUUUACUCGUACCUAUUAAUUACAUAAACACAUUUUAAAUUUUAAAACAUUUUAAAAUCUACGGUGUUGAACGCUAUUUUUAGCAACCUUUCUAUCAGAAUUUCCAUAAAAACCUCUGUCUUAACCGUUCAACAUUUUUCGAUUUAUUCUAUUACUUUUGAAAGAAUCCUGGAAGAAACGUUAGACAAAUUCUUAGAUGUUUUCCCAGAGAAAUGUAUGAGGUAAGACAAAGCAGAAUACCAGAGGAAUAUCUUAAAGAAUUUCAUCGGAAUAUAAAUUCAACUAAUGCAAUCAG
Molecule: messenger RNA, 1575 nt
Organism: Aedes aegypti (yellow fever mosquito)
Lineage: Eukaryota; Metazoa; Arthropoda; Insecta; Diptera; Culicidae
Product: kynurenine formamidase
Exons: 3
Coding region: 109-1026 (305 amino acids)
Molecular function (GO): arylformamidase activity
Source: RefSeq, a predicted model, not a curated record